Messenger RNA from Otolemur garnettii (small-eared galago), 1189 nucleotides. It is a transcript of the gene LYAR, whose product is annotated as Ly1 antibody reactive. The transcript has 6 exons. The record is from RefSeq and is a predicted model, not a curated record. Gene Ontology annotation, molecular function: DNA binding. Gene Ontology annotation, biological process: negative regulation of transcription by RNA polymerase II; rRNA processing. Gene Ontology annotation, cellular component: nucleolus. Bases 160 to 1005 code for a protein of 281 amino acids. NCBI's taxonomy places the organism in Eukaryota, Metazoa, Chordata, Mammalia, Primates, Galagidae.
AAACUCAUGUGUCAAUUGUUUUUGUUUUAUCUUCCUUUUUUGUAGAAAAUUAAUGAAUUAGUAAAGAAAUCCAACGUCAGCCCCAAAGUGAGAGAACUUUUAGAGCAAAUUAGUGGUUUUGACAAUGUUCCCAGGAAAAAGGCAAAAUUUCAGAAUUGGAUGAAGAACAGUUUAAAAGUUCAUAAUGAAUCAAUUCUGGAGCAAGUGUGGACUAUCUUUUCUGAAGCUUCCAGCACUGAGCCAGUCAGUAAGGGACAGGACCAACAGGCGCCCAGCCCGGCAGCAAAUCCAUGUGCAGAGAACUCCGCACCCUCCAGAGUGAGUGACACCCAGGAGAGGCCAGCAGAGGCAAAGAAAAACAGAAGAGAAAGGAAGGAAGAGCGGCAGAGGAAUCGGAAAAAAGAAAAGAAAGAACUAAGAUUAGAAAACCACCAAGAAAAUGCAAAGAAUCAGAAGCCUAAGAAGCGCAAAAAGGGGCUGGAGGCUGACCUUGGGGCUGACGUUGAAGCUGUUGGGAUGGGAGCCCCGGAGGCCAAUGGAUCGGUAAGGAAGAAGAGCAAGAAGAGGUGCCAGAGCCAGCCUGCCAGGGAGGAGCCUGCAAGGGAGGAGGUGCUGUGGGCUGCCAGAGCCAGGGGCCCCUCCCGCCAGGAAGAGGCAGAAACGGCUGCAGGGAAGAGGAAGCGGAAGUUCUCAGGAGUUGAAACAAAUUCCAAGAAGAAAAAGAUGAAAUUCUCAGGACAUUCUGAGGGUGCAGAACCAGAAGACCACGUGGCUCCUGCAGAAGGUAAAUUCAACUGGAAGGGAACUAUUAAAGCAAUUCUGAAACAAGCCCCAGACAAUGAAAUAGCAAUCAAAAAGUUAAGGAAAAAGGUUUUAGCUCAGUAUUACAUGGCAACAACUGAACGUCACAGGUCUGAAGAGGAGCUUCUGGUCAUCUUUAACAAAAAGAUCAGUAGGAACCCAACCUUUAAGUUGUUAAAGGACAAAGUCAAGCUUUUGAAAUGAACAUUUCUGUUUUUAAAAGUUGAAUUCAUUCUGUCGACUCUUUUUCACAUUGUUUAUAAAAUGUGUAAUGAAUUAUAGCAACUCAAACUGUGUUUUCCAGAGCCAUUAUUUUUAAGUUAAGGAAAAAUUAUAUUUUUGGUAGAACUUUUAUGAAAAAAUAAAAUAUAUUCUUGUCCAAAAUUCU